This is a messenger RNA of Symbiodinium sp. CCMP2592, 2205 nucleotides long. Lineage: Eukaryota; Dinophyceae; Suessiales; Symbiodiniaceae. The record is from the annotation of a GenBank genome assembly.
AUGGAGCUUGCGAGCUCAGCUUUGGUGGAGUUGAAAGACUUCGAAGGGACCGGCCGGGGCGUGGCUGCCCUGCGCGACACGGAGGAGGGUGAGGUGCUGUUCGAGGUUGAACUCAAGCACUGCUGGACGGCGGAAAGAGCAAGAGUAGCCUUAGGAAUCGAUGGCCAUGGCCUCAGCGAGAGGGAGGCCAUCUUGGCACAUCUCAUGGUUGCAAGCGAGGGCCCAAAGUCCUGCCAUCUACAGCAGCUGCCUCCACUGGAAGAAGUAAACCUUCCGAACUUCUGGGCAAGUGAGGACCUCGACGAGCUGCAGGGAAGCGAGGUGCAGACUCACGCCAUGAGACUCAAGGAGGAGCUUCCGGAGGACUUCUCGCGACUCUGCGAGAGCCUGCGAAAUGCAGGACCAGCAGCAUCAACUCUCGCAAAGAGCAUGAGCUUCGCAAGCUACCAGUGGGCUUGGAGCAUAUACUCCUCUAGGGUCAUGUCCUUAAGUGUCAGCGAUGGCAGCCCGAUUUUCGCCAUAGUGCCAGGGCUCGACAUGUUCAAUCAUUCGCCCUCGAUGCCGCCUGGGCUUUUCAAGUUGGAAAAGGACCGGAACAUGGUCGUCAUGAGGGCCGGUGCACGGCUGGUUGCCGGCGAGCAGGUGUUCAUCAACUACGCGCAGCCUAUGUUCAACAGCCAAAUGCUGCAGUCCUUUGGGUUUCUGCUUGAGGAUGAGGCGCUUCAAAGCUCCCAGAUCACGCUCUCCCUUCAGGUUUCUGCUGCCAAGCUGAUGGUGCAACAGCGGCUCCUGGAUGCUUGUACCGACGGAGGCCACGAGGUGCUUCACAGCCCAGCAGCGGCUGACUUCGAAGGGUUGCAAGAGCUGAUCGUCCGGCACACGCUCACUCUGCAGAAGCCGCUGCCCCCAGCAUUCCUGGGUAUGGUUCGGGCUCAGCACUUGCAGGGAGACGCGCUCCACCCCUCUGCAUCUGCAUCGUGUCUGCAGGGCUUGCGGGGCCCGCAAGCCAAAGAGGAGUUGCGAGCUUUGCUCCUGGUGUCCCUACUCUUGGAGGGCAAACUGCAGGAACUUCGUGGCGGUGAGUUGGAGGAUCGCCGGGUGCUGCAGAGUGGCUCUCUGUCCCGUGCUCGCCGCUUGGCGCUUUUGCAGCGCCACGGUGAGCGACGGGUCUUGUUGGCAGCCCGUGCGGAGGUGGAGCGGCUGCAGCUUCGUUGCGUGCAGCAGGCCAUGGGCCGUUUAACGGAUUGCCAGGAGAAGUGCGAGCAUUGCCCGGAUUGCCAGAAGGCCCAAACGCCUUGGCUGCACCGGCUGCAGGCAGCUUCCCACCGUCUGCGAGCAGAGGUUUCAUCCGUGGCAAGUCUUAGCAAGAGCCUCUUCGACCGUCUGGAUGCUAGCCAUUUAAUGCAAGCCUGCCACCUCAUCAAUCUCUGGGUCGUGGGCAUAACUUCGCCUCUCGAGAUGCAGAAGCUCUGUCUGGCUCCAGCCACCUGGCCUCAGUCCUGGACGCUGGAAAAUGCGCAGGAACAGCCGAAGGUUUGGGAAGAGGAGGGUUCCGAGUAUCUUAAGAUCUACGUGCAGAAGUUGCAGCUAUGGGGAUCUUGGCUCCUGGCCCAAUGGAUGCAUGCAGAGGCCGUUUUGGCGGAGGAGCUGAGUGGGAUGGGAGCGGAGCAGGUUUUCCUCCGCCAGAAGUAUGCCUGGAGCCUUCCAACAGCGGAGGCCCUGGAGGCCUUGCAGCGAAAAGCGCCUUUGUUGGAGGUCGGGGCCGGCAAGGGCUACUGGGCGUCCUUGCUGCGAGAGCGGUCGGUGGACAUCCUGGCCUUCGACUCGGAGUCUGAGCUGGAGCUGGGAGGCGGAGGAGGCGGAGGCGGAUCGAAGUUCUGCGAGGUCUUGGAGGGGAGACCGCCUCGGGCGGUGUCAGAGCAUCAGGCCGGGAGGACCCUGGUCUUGAUGUGGCCGGACUACUUGGGCUUGGGCACCUAUGGCCUGGAGUGCUUGGAGGCAUAUGAAGGCGAAGAGCUGAUUUUGGUGGGCGAGUGGAGAACAAACACCUUCGGAUCCUACGCGCCCGGCAUCUCUCACCACGGCCAAUCCUUCUCUCUUGAGUUUCAAGAGAAAGUCGAGAGUGACUUCUGUCUGCUAGAAACCAUCGAGUUGCCGAGAUGGCCCCUGUUCUUGGAUUGCUUGCAGAUCUUUCGGCGACGCUAG